Messenger RNA from Durotheca rogersii, 1542 nucleotides. RefSeq lists its product as uncharacterized. The coding region runs from base 608 to 979 and encodes 123 amino acids. The transcript has 2 exons. NCBI's taxonomy places the organism in Eukaryota, Fungi, Ascomycota, Sordariomycetes, Xylariales, Xylariaceae. The record is from RefSeq and is a predicted model, not a curated record.
CUUAUCCUUGUGUCGCUGAAGAAGCUCGCCGAUCCGAGCGAUAUUUAUACACCAAAGCCUGCAGUUAUGCCAGCCAGAACCCGAGAAGCAAGCUCAUAUUCGCCGAGCACAACUACUCAUACAGCUCAGUCAACGCCUCGUCGAUUAAUUAGGUACCUAACCCGCCCUUAUUUCAUGGCGUGGCAGCAAGCAUUCCUCCACUACAGCCCCGCCACCGAGCUCUCGUCACUCCCGAUGCCCAGAAAAGAGUCUUAUUCGAGCCUUGGAGCCUCGCUACGAUGCUGAGAAGUCAUCAUUCGUUAAUCUACCUACGUGUAGGUCAUGAUGCAAGCUCGCUUAUGUCACCAUUUGGCAACCUUGCUGGCUAACCUAUGAGUAAGAGGUAGGUAUUCAGAACCGAUGGGUGACACCAGGCUAAAUUGCGCCGUGCGGGGUCUUGACUGUCAGCGAGCGAGCACCAGGUCAGCGCCAACAUCUACCCAAGGCUACAUCCCAUUCACGUAGCUCUUCCUAAUAUUUAUUUGUGGCCGUUUGUAGAACUUCAGAACCUUCAAUGCCGGCCCCAUCAAGCACCGUGCUUAAUAUGUCUGACUAAAAAUACCAAGCGAUGCUCACGACGGAGCCACUUGACAUCGCUGACAUCGUCGGCGUCCCUGUCGACUUAGCCACCCCCUUCGACUACCUGACGAACAGCGAUACCGACGCGGACAACGCUGAACUGCGCAGCGCCCGUCGGUGGGCAUGGUAUUGCAAGGACCCCGCGUGCCCUAAGUACUGGAGCUCCUGGUCUUGCAAGUCCAACUUCUGGCUGCAUCUGUACGAGACGGAUGUGCACCGCGCGGAUGUACGGACGCACACACGAGUGGGACGUCGCGAGCUGGCGAAGGAGUGGAGAGUCGAGACAGAUUGGGGGAUGGAAGAACCGAAGCAGCCCAAGCCUACUCUGGGACAAAAUGGUAUUGCGUCUGGCAAUGAGUAAGCCGCGGGGAUGUAGAGUUUUCAGAUGAGAUGUGCUCUUGUCUUGUCCGAAAAAUCGUUACAUUUGAUGGUGGAAUCAACCCGGAGCAGGCAGGGUCAGAUUGCCUACAUGUAACGGCCUUAUCAACCUCGUGGAGGUAUUCAGGCUACUAAGGAGAUUUGUGUUCCAGCACACCAGGCGAUCGCUACUAGGUUCAGAGGGGCUCGAUCACAUGAGAGGUUCUUUUUGGUUGAAGCUUUUUGCGCAUAACAUGAGGGCCGAUCAUAGAUCGUUCUGAAAGACCGUUUUGAAUAGCAGGUUCUAUUGCUUUAUUAAUAUCUGCCUUCGGCUGGCCAUGAAUCUUCUGUUAGAAAGCUAUGUGGGAUAAGAUCUUCGAAUAGGAGAGCGAAAGAGCGAAAGAGCGAAAUCUCAAACGAUAGCAACCAGAUGCAUAAGAGACCAUUCGAAUGUUCAAUGAACUGCGCCUCUGGUCAGAAAGGGCCUCAUGGGUUAAAGUGUCGAAUCCUGGAGAACUUCUUAUGGCCUCUCGGAUAGACCUGCACCCUAUGGCAUCGUAUUCCGAU